AACGGUCGUUCGAUCUUUAAAAAAACAAAGCAUUCCAACGAUUUAACGGUCGUCUAUUCUAGCGAAGAUCUUUUGUUACAGAUCUCUCUGAAACGGUUUUCAAUUCAAAGUUCGCUGUUUUUUUGUUUCGUUUAUAUAAACUUUUACAUUAAAUAUGAGCUCUCAUCACUGGGGUUACACUCAAGAAAAUGGACCCGACAAAUGGUUCAUUGAAUUUCCCGAAGCAACCGGUACCCGUCAAUCGCCCGUUGACAUUGAUACAAAUAUCUGCAAAAGAGGCAGUGAUUUGAAAGUGGCUCCUUUGAAAUGGAAUUAUGUGCCAGAACACACAAAGAGUUUGGUAAAUCCCGGUUACUGUUGGCGUGUAGAUGUUGAUGGCAACGAAUCAGAGUUGACUGGUGGUCCCUUGGGUGAGAAUAUCUACAAAUUGGAACAAUUCCAUUGUCAUUGGGGUUGCAGCGAUUAUAAGGGUUCAGAGCACACCGUUGAUGGUGAGGCAUAUGCUGGAGAAUUGCAUUUGGUACAUUGGAAUACCACUAAAUAUGCUAGUUUCAAGGAAGCUGCUGCCGCUCCUGAUGGUUUGGCUGUAUUGGGUGUUUUCUUAAAGCCCGGCAUGCAUCAUCAGGAAUUCAACAAAAUUACUAGCCUUUUGCAGUUUGUCAAACACAAGGGUGAUCGCAUCACUUUGCCCCAAGGCUGUGAUCCUGGCAAACUUUUGCCCAGCACAACCACCUACUGGACUUAUGAAGGUUCCUUGACCACACCUCCCUGCUCCGAGUGUGUCAUUUGGUUGGUAUUCAAAACACCCAUUGAGGUUUCCCACGACCAAUUGGAGGCCAUGCGUGAUAUGAACUGCUAUGAUGUCAAAGAAGAAUGUCCUUGCAAUGAAAUGAAUGGCAAAGUGAUCAACAACUUCCGCCCUCCCUUGCCAUUGGGCAAUCGUGAAUUGCGCGAAUGCGGCGAACAUUAAGUGUUGUUUUGAGCCAGAGAGAGAAAUGACAAAGAUUGAGUGAUUUUGUGAAGUUUAAAGUAUUUUUUGUGAAUAAUUAUAAAUUAUUCAUAAACAUUUUUGUUUGUUUUUUUUUUGUUGAUCUUUUUUUCACAUUUUUAUUGUAAAUGCACUCAUUAUGACAGUUAUUUAGUAAUUUAAUUUAAAAAUUUAAUAAAACAUUGUUAAACAAAUUUUGUGAUUAUAAAUAAUAUAAUUAAAAAUAAA
Messenger RNA from Calliphora vicina (urban bluebottle blowfly), 1216 nucleotides. It is a transcript of the gene CAH1, whose product is annotated as carbonic anhydrase 1. Lineage: Eukaryota; Metazoa; Arthropoda; Insecta; Diptera; Calliphoridae. The coding region runs from base 155 to 970 and encodes 271 amino acids. The record is from RefSeq and is a predicted model, not a curated record. The transcript has 3 exons. Gene Ontology annotation, molecular function: carbonate dehydratase activity; zinc ion binding.